Messenger RNA from Heterobasidion irregulare TC 32-1, 1807 nucleotides. RefSeq lists its product as uncharacterized. The transcript has 10 exons. NCBI's taxonomy places the organism in Eukaryota, Fungi, Basidiomycota, Agaricomycetes, Russulales, Bondarzewiaceae. The coding region runs from base 52 to 1695 and encodes 547 amino acids. Gene Ontology annotation, cellular component: chaperonin-containing T-complex. The record is from RefSeq and is a predicted model, not a curated record. Gene Ontology annotation, molecular function: ATP binding; ATP-dependent protein folding chaperone; ATP hydrolysis activity. Gene Ontology annotation, biological process: protein folding.
UGCCAGUCCUAGCCUCCGACAUCCCGCUCACGACUUUCCAGUAAAAUCAAGAUGCAGGCAGGCGGACAGACACCAGUUUUUGUUAUGAACACCGCCCCGGAGAGGCAGUCGGGGCGGAAGGCGCAGAUCUCCAAUAUCACUGCUGCAAAGACUGUCGCAGAUGUUAUCCGGACGUGUCUGGGUCCAAAGGCCAUGCUCAAGAUGAUCUUGGAUCCAAUGGGCGGUAUCCUGUUGACUAACGACGGGAAUGCCAUCCUCCGUGAAAUCGAGGUCGCGCAUCCGGCUGCGAAGAACAUGAUUGAGCUGAGCCGGACGCAGGAUGAGGAGUGCGGCGACGGAACGACGAGUGUCAUUGUCCUCGCGGGCGAGAUCCUCGCACAGUCGCUCUCUCAACUCCAACGCGAUAUCCACCCCGUGGUGAUCAUCGCCGCCUACAAUAAGGCGCUCCAGACCGCUCUCGACAUCGUGCAGCGUAUCUCCAUCCCCAUCGACACCACCGACGAUGAGCAGAUGCUCUCCCUCAUCAAAACUUCCAUUGGAACGAAAUUUGUCAUCCGCUGGUCUGAGCUCAUGUGUCGUCUUGCGCUGCAAGCCGUCCGCACUGUCUCGUCUGUAGAGAACGGGAUUCGCACGGUCGACAUUAAGCGUUAUGCCCGCGUGGAGAAGGUUCCUGGAGGGGAGAUCGAACAGAGCUGCGUUCUGAACGGCGUCAUGCUCAACAAGGACAUCACACACCCGCAGAUGCGUCGGCGGAUCCAGAACCCGCGCAUCAUCCUGCUCGACUGCCCGUUGGAGUACAAGAAGGGUGAGAGUCAGACGAACAUCGAGAUCUCGAAGGAGGCGGACUACGCGCGGAUCAAUCAGAUCGAGGAGGAGCAGGUCAAGGGGUUGGUCGAUCGCAUCUUGGAAUUCAAGCCCGACCUCGUUAUUACUGAGAAGGGUGUUUCUGACUACGCGCAGUAUUUCCUUGCCAAGGCCAACGUCUCGGCCCUCCGACGUGUCCGCAAGUCAGACAACAACCGUAUUGCUCGCGCUGUGGGCGCAACGAUCGUCAACCGCGUCGAAGACCUUCGUGAGGCUGACGUCGGAACAAAAUGUGGCCUCUUCAACAUCGAAAAACUAGGCGACGAAUACUUCACCUUCCUCACUGAGUGCGAGACACCAAAAGCCUGCACGAUCCUUCUCCGUGGGCCUUCGAAGGAUGUCCUGAACGAGGUUGACCGCAAUCUCGCUGAUGCGAUGUCCGUCGCGCGCAACGUGUUCUUCAACCCGACGCUGAUCCCAGGUGGGGGUGCGACCGAGAUGGCCGUGUCCGUUGGGUUGCACGCGCACGCGCGCAGCGUUCCCGGUGUCGAGGCGGGCCCCUUCCGCGCUGUCGCCGAUGCGAUGGAGGUCAUCCCCCGGACGCUCAUUCAGAACAGCGGUGGAAACGUGAUCCGGGUCCUUACCGAGUUGAGGGCGAAACACGCGAAUGGCGAGCAUUCGUGGGGCAUUAACGGCGACACUGGAAAGAUCGUUGACAUGAAAACGUACGGUUUGUACGAGUCAGCGAGCGUGAAGAUCCAGACAUUCAAAACGGCUAUCGAGGCUGCCCGCGUGCUCCUUCGCGUCGACGAUGUCGUGCAGGCAACACGGAAGGAGCGUCAGCAGGAAGGUGGAGGUGCGCCUCCAGAAGAUCAGAUGAUGGAGGGUUAGAGGAAGACCAAAAAAAGACGCCCGAGAGAGAGUUGUACUUUGAACUAGAGUAAUGCAUACAUCUACUUGGCUUGUCGUAUUGAAAGCGGUCGGCGUAUAUGUUCUUGACGCU